AUGGCAGACAAAAGGAAAACCAAAAAACGUAAAGAGGAGUUCGGAGAGGUGGCUGAGUCAGAAAAGGCCACGAGCGAAGAGUAUGCAGUUGCAAAAUGGCUUAAAGCCAAUGUUCCUACGAAAAAGACGAAAUUCCUGAACCACCAUGUGGAAUACUUUACCGGGACAAAAGCGGUGGACGCGCUUCUCACUUCAAAAUGGGCUACUGGCAAAAACCCAAUUUUUACCACAAGACAUGAAGUCACAGACUACCUGCACCAGAUGUUAUUGCACAAAUUAUUUCACCGAGCUAAAAAGGUUCCGGUUACAGAACAAGAAUUAAAGGGAAAAUCUAAAAAGAAAGACUUGGAAAAAUCAAGCAAAAGUGGAGAUGAGAAAGAUGGUGAGAAGAGUCAGGCCAGCGCUUGUGAAGGAAAGGACUCAAAAGAUACAAAAGAAAAAGAAAAAAAGAAGCGGAAAAUUCGCCUAGAGAUGCACAUGGAUCAAGUAUUUUUGGACACUCUUGACGCGUAUGUCUGGAUCUACGAUCCGAAACCCUGGUACUAUUGGCUGUGUGGUAUACUGGUAGUUGUUGGGACUAUCACCGUUUGUAUGUUCCCCUUGUGGCCAGCUACAGUGCGUAAAGGGGUUUAUUACCUGAGUAUCGCGGCCGCCGGUUUCCUUGUCACGAUCAUAGGUUUGACCGUGCUAAGAGUGGUGGUAUUCUGCCUCGUUUGGAUGCUGACCCUGUCAAGACACCAUCUCUGGCUACUCCCCAACCUCACUGAAGAUGUCGGAUUCUUCGCUUCAUUCUGGCCGCUGUAUAAAUACGAGUACCGCCCGGGUGCAGACUCGGACAAAUCGUCCAAGAAUAAGAAGAAACGGAAGAAAGACAAGUUGUCUGAUGAUGAGAGUGAGAAGACGCCAUUGCUGGAGGAGAAGGCGAGUGAGGAAGCCAGCGAGGGAACCAGCACUGCUCACACUGCCGUCACUACCAGUGACGAUGCUGCUAUUGACACCAAAUCUGAAUUAGAAACACCAACGCCUCCAGCAGACAAACAAUCGGAGUCCGAAUCUGAAAACAGUCAACGUUCCUCCACGGAUAGGGACUUUGAGAUAGUAGAGCCAGCAGAUCUAGAGCCAGACCGAGAUGAUAACGCGUAA
Molecule: messenger RNA, 1143 nt
Organism: Spodoptera littoralis (African cotton leafworm)
Lineage: Eukaryota; Metazoa; Arthropoda; Insecta; Lepidoptera; Noctuidae
Source: the annotation of a GenBank genome assembly